This is a messenger RNA of Schistosoma mattheei, 1338 nucleotides long. The record is from the annotation of a GenBank genome assembly. Lineage: Eukaryota; Metazoa; Platyhelminthes; Trematoda; Strigeidida; Schistosomatidae.
AUGACUACUGCAAACCCGGAAAUAUGGGUAACAUCGAAUUUUAAUCACAAUGGAAUUAUUAACCAAAAUACAAUGUCUAACGGUUUUAAUGAGAGUAACAAUAGUAAUAUAAAUGCAAUGACUCCUAUUACUGGUACUACAACUACUAUUACUACCAUUUCAACCAACAAUAGUAAUAAUAGUAUUAAUGUUAGUAAUAUUAAUACGGUUCUCAUAUCAGAUACAGAUUUGCAAACAUAUUCAAGUACUAAGUUUAUUUGUUCCAGUCCAAAUCGUAACGAACUAAAUCAAAGUAUGAAUAUUCAUUUGAAAAAUAACCAUACACAUAACCCUCCAGUAACAUUGAUCUCCACUGAUCAAAAUUCAAAUAAAUCAGCUGACAAUUCAAAACUAUCUGCCUAUUGUACACAAAAUAAAAGCAGAAAUGAUCCUAAUUUUAUUAAAAUCAAUCUAUUGCGUUGUAAUGAAUGUCAAUCAAUUAUAUUUGAUCAAUAUUAUCAUAGUAUAGAUGAUCUUACAUGGCAUCAAAAUUGUUUAAGAUGUUUUGAUUGUGGAUUUGUGCUCACAGAACGAUGUUACACAAAAGAUGGUCAUUUAUACUGUCGAGAAGAUUUUAUCAAAAAUUUCGGUCCAAAAUGUUCAGCUUGUCACAAACUUAUUCGAAAUGGCGAACUUGUCCGAUUUGCUCGUCAUUAUGUAUAUCAUAUAAACUGUUUUCAAUGCGCAAUUUGUAAGAAACAAUUUACUACAGGUGAUCAAUAUUAUCUUUUAUAUAGUGACAAGUUUUUAAUAUGUCGUGAACAUUACUAUGAAAGUGGCAGUUCAUUAAUACCACAAAUAUCAACAACAAGAACUUCAUCAGAAAUGGAUUUAUUAUCAAUUCUUACGAAUUCUAGUUCUUCUAUCAAAGAUGUUAUGAAAACGGAUCGGAAGUCAGAAUCCCCUAGUACAUUGUCUAAUUCUGUUAACUGUGAGUUAUCAGUCAAUAAUGAUAAUUGUAUACAAAACAUUUAUGACUGUGAAACCAAUACAAAUAUGAAAAAUCAGUUAGAACGGUUGAAAGUUUUCAAGCAAGAUGACAUUUCAGAUCCAAUUAAUCAGAUGAAUUCAUCUUUAUCUGAGGCAUCUAUGUUUUCAUCCACUCAGUCUUUGUCUUCAAUACCAUCACUACUGGUACUAUGUUCCACUCCGUCUUCUACUUCAACGGCAGCAACAACAACUCCUCCAGUAACUUCGGUGAAUAUUAUUUCCAGUCCAAUAAUGAAUACAACAAACGCUUUCAUAUGCCCUAAUCAUAUUGACAGAUGUAACUUAGAUCUAAUGUGUCAGUUAAAAUGA